Molecule: messenger RNA, 5408 nt
Organism: Schizosaccharomyces octosporus yFS286
Lineage: Eukaryota; Fungi; Ascomycota; Schizosaccharomycetes; Schizosaccharomycetales; Schizosaccharomycetaceae
Product: HAL protein kinase
Exons: 1
Coding region: 2741-5035 (764 amino acids)
Biological process (GO): protein phosphorylation
Molecular function (GO): ATP binding; protein kinase activity
Source: RefSeq, a predicted model, not a curated record
UAACACACGUGCUGCCUUGCUACCACGUAUAUUUGAACAGACAAUGAAAACAUACCUUUGCAGAAAGUAAAAGACUGAGAAUUUAAAUUUAUGUCCAAGAAAUUGUCAAUGUAUGACGGUUGAGAAAAAGAUGACUUGUUGAACAGUCCAGCAGAACAUAAAUGUUGCCAAAGUCAAAAUAAAGCAAGCAAAUCCAAAAAGAAAAGCCAAAUAUUGUUUUUAAAAAAAAGGGAAAAAAUAGGUAUUAAAAGAAUACUUGGGAACGAAAGUAUAUCAAAACUUGAAUAGUGGUCAAGAAAUGGAAAGAAUAGAGCUUGGAAAUGGGUAGCAUCGAUUUAGCUGGUGUAAAUGGACUUCCUUCUUCUAAUAAUCUUUUCCAUUUGUUACAACAGUCUUGAACAAGUAAAUGAUAAUGGACAAGGAACGCGACUAGAAAAAGGUGAAUAGGACAACUAUCUGAAGGAUUUCGAGAAUGGUUUCAAUGCAUUGAUUACCAAGUCAUGAAUGGAGUCAAAAAUACUUCCAACAAUAAGAAAAUAGGUUUUACGAAUGAUUAAGAUGGCGAUCUUGGCGAACCGAUUUCACCCAAACAGAAGCAAGAUGGGAUGGGGUGGAAAGACGUACCAUAACGCUGGUACUGAUACCAUCCGUAUUGUGCUCUUUAUGCUUUAAAAUUAAUACUAUGUUUGUUAAUGGACACGGAAAGCUCACUACCUUGUUGCUUCGUUUCUACCGUGCACUGGGUUAUACGAAACAAAUAAAACUAUCUGACUCUAUAAAGAAGGCAUAGGAAAUUUUUGUUCAGACUUUCUUAAAUGAAUGUAUUCUUCUAUCUCAUAAGGAUUCUAUCCAACAGGAAGCUAAACUAAGCAGGUAUAAACUUUUCUUACCCAAGGAUAUCAACAAACGUCCAUGAGAUGAUUUAAGACAACUUCUUAUUAUAUCUUUUUAAGGUACUUUCUAUUUUCGACUAUGUAUUGCCCUAUUUAUCAGAUCAUCUACCAAUUCAUCCUUGGAGAUUCCUUCAAUAAUCCCUCUCCAAACUUGCUACUUGCGAAAGAUAGCUUCUUUCCUAUCGUCUUUCGUCUUACUUUUGACCAGUAGUUCCCCAAAUGCGUUUGUACAACGUUCCCUCGAGCACCGUCUAGGGAGUUUUUGAUCUCUAUAUUCUCAAAACUUGACUGACUAUGCUUUGUAUACAAUCAAUCGUUCAUCCAACUUCUCUCUCUUUUCCUCAUUCCUAUCUGUUUGUAUUGUUAUUUAUUUGUUUGUUUGUUAUACUUGUCUCUGUAGAUGUUCUUUCUCUAUUAGCUGUUUACUCUUCCCUUUCAACGUCAGUCUUUGAGCCACACCCUGUACCUCAACGUUCCUAUCCAAUAUACAUCUUACAUUAUUUACAAAGUUUGGUUUUCUCUGUUCAAUUGGCAAACCCUAUGAAAUUUACACCAACAAUGACUACUUUUCUAUUGUUUACAUCAUAACGUCGUGGUUUGUUGGGUGCUUUUUUUUGAGGAUGGGCUUUUGCGAUUUUUAUACUUUAUACUUUAUAGCUUUAAAUUCUUUCCUUCUCUCUUUUCUUUAUCUUUAUUUUUUUUUCUUUCCUUUCCCAAACUUCUUUCUUUUCCUUACUACUACUAAGUACCUUAGCUAACGUUACUGUUCCUAGUUGGUUGCUUCCACCAAGAAGACGUCAACCCUGAUUAUUUGAUAUUGAUAUAGGAUGUGCUUUUAAGUCUACCAACACAUUUGCCGUUCUGUCCUUUCCUUUUCCUUAUGUUAUUAUAUUGUUGAUUCUUUUACCAUAAUUGCUGAAAAUUGAGAGGUUUACAUAUAUUCUAGAGUUGGCAAUUGAUUUUUAGAAAUCACUCGUACUUGGUGAUAUUAUCUUUUAUUUUCCCUCCUUUCCCCCGUUUUUUGCGUCCCCUCGGUUGUUUUUAUUGCUAUUGUUCUAUUGCAACAAGGCUGUUAAUUUGCCUUUUCGUGUUGCAGCUUCCCGUUUUCUAUCUCCCCGUUUGCUUUUUAAAAUCGGUACAUACUAUAGAAUCGCGUAUCGAUAAAGCAUUCUCGUUUCACAUAUUAAUAGUCUCAAUAAUUUACAUACUUCAUACAUCGUUUGUGCGCAGAGAGCGCACUUAUUUGUGAACUUCUUUCAGUACCAAAUCAAGUUACUAAGGAUAUAUUACUUUUGGAUGUUGCUAUAAGUAGUGGAGGAAUCCCUCGUCAAUUUUCAUUUACUUUUUCUUCUGCCCGUUUCCAUUCUAUUCAAAAAUCUGACUUUGUUUUCUGUCUUAUCUCAUCCUACACUUAUUUGUUUUCCAUUUGUUCUUCUUAUAUUUGUUUGUAAUUAUUGUUGUUGCCUUCUCUUUGAUCCUUUUCUCGUGUCUUUUUUUUGUCGUGUCUGUUUUUUUGUUGAAAAUUCAUAUUAUUUUUACUUAUUUCUUGUUCAUUUCGUUUCGUCCUCCCCUCCCAGAUUACAACCUCUCUGGUGUCUUUUCUUUUUUCGGUGACAGACACUUCUGUUAAACUUCACUUUCUCCUUUUGUUGUCUUUGUUUUAAAAUUUGUUUCCACCCCCAUUCUUCUUAUCAAAAAGUUCUUACGCCCUCUUCUCUAACUAAUUCUUACUCAAAACAGUUAGGGUGUGUGUUUUUAUUGCAACCCCUCGCAACGAAAAUUUUACUUGUUAUUGCUUCCUUAUAUAUAUAGAUAUAUACUUUCAUAUCUUUAAAUCCAAACCCAAUAUGUCAGGAGAUAAACCUUUGUCUAGCUUGGGAAAUCAAGGAAGCGGUCCUCAACCUAUGGAUGCUGAAACGAUUCUAAAAAGUCGAAACCAAUCUACCACUCCCAUUCCUUCUCCAUUGCGAAAAGGAUUCUCAAAAAUUAAACAUAAUAUAUUAAGUCGAAAGAAUUCAGGCCAGUUCAAAUCCAACUCUGUCGAUAGACAAACCCCCCAAGACGCUCGGUAUGGUCCCACGAACGAUUCUAUGGCCCAUGUUCCCCAAACUCCCCGUGAGUCUCCUCCACUUCGAGACGCAGAAGCUCAACAACCCAAGGCUCCCGCCGGGCCGGUUCCUGUCCAUGCCAAUCCUCAAGGAGGCUCUCAACACCACUCAGGAGUGAAAUCUUUGUUUGAAAAGGCCAUACAUCCUUCUCGUGGAAAGUCUUCGCAAAGCCCUUCAAAAGGUAUUGGUUCUUUCAUCAAUCAACAUAUUCUGCAUAAACACCCUUCCUUAGAUGACUCUUCUCCAGACCACGGACUGUCCCAAGGUAUUAAAAAAAGUAAUUCUCAUCAUUACUUGCAGUCUGACAAAGGCAAACCCAGUACUCCCUCGAAACCCAAUGACGUCCCUAAACGUGCAAGCUCUGCUAUCCAUCCAAAAGCAUCUCGGUCACCACCCGGGAUUGCUGAUAAUAACAUGAACAAGGCUUCACGGUCUUCAGAAUUCCCGACUUCUAAACCCAUGGACAUUCGAGCGAAUGGCAAAAAUAAACCAACCAACUCCCGUGGUGGUGGCUUCUUUGACGCUCCCCUUCACGCUUCACCUAGCUCUGGCUCCCCUGUUAGCACUCCUCGUUCUUCGAAGAGUCCCUCACAAUCUUCAGUUGCUUCAAACGGUGGUUUUCGCCCGGGACCUGGAAAACCGCUACUCCCGCGACAAAGGAACCCUUACCUUAAUACUUCUUAUGAAUCUUGGCCUCAUUCUCCCGAGUAUGACUGCUUUACUUAUGCUGUUAGUGGUAGCUUAAACAUGACUCCACAAGGAACAGGUUUCGAAUGUAUCAAUCCCGCCAAUCCUUUUAGCCCUGGAUACAAGAAACCAGAUACUUCUGCCCAAACCAGUGCAAAUGGUUCUUCUGGAAACCAGGCUGCUCCGGAAAAUGCUGGCACGAACGAAGGAUCAGAUUAUCAGCCUGUGAAACCAAAUAGCAUUGAAGAGGUACCUAGGAAGUUACGACCUACCUAUGUUCCUCCUUAUGCCAAGCGUGUUGUCCCUCGCUUGAGUUCAAAAUACGUUUUACUUGAAGAAACUAAAGAUCUUGGAAGUGGUGCCACUGCUGUUAUACGCUGCGUCAGUUUGAAAAAUCCAAAUGAGAGUGAAAAAAAAUUGAGGCUCGCGAUCAAAGCUUAUCGCCGUAAAGCCGAUGAUGAAUCAGAAAGCUUCUAUAUUUCAAAAUUAACAUCUGAAUGGCUCGUGCAAUGUAGAAUGGAACAUCCAAAUGUUGUGAAGGCCUACGAUUUAUGUUUGGAUUCUCAUAUAUUUCCUUUAUAUAGUGACACUUGGUGUAUUUUAAUGGAUUUUUGCUCUAAGGGUGAUUUACUUAGUUUAAUUAGCAACCGGCAUGACCGCCUAACUCGAAGGGAUUUUGAGUGCAUGGUUAAACAAAUUUUGCGAGGAGUUGCUUACAUUCAUUCUCAAGGUGUAGCUCAUCGAGAUUUGAAGCCUGAAAAUAUCUUAAUUACAAGCAACGGCGCUUUACGGAUUACAGAUUUUGGUGCUUGCGAUGUUUUAUGCGAUCCUGGCAAUACAGAAAAACUUCCAUCCGCUAUAUCUCAAAGUAACGGUGUAUUUGGAAGCGAUCCAUUUAUGGCACCUGAAAUUUUAAGUCCUGGGUCUUAUAACGCUUUUUAUGCGGAUAUGUGGUCGUGUGCAAUUGUUAUUCAUACGAUGUACUUCCGCACAUAUCCAUUUCGAAAAGCCGUUACCACAGAUCAGCUUUACAAUAAGUAUUUGAGGUCUUGGCGUGAGUAUAACCUUAUGUGCGAUGUUCAAAAUGUUAGGGUCUCCAAGACUCUACCAUAUUUGAAACCCGUUUGCGAUUUACCUGAGCCAAUGCAGCGUUUGUUCUUUUGUUUAGCUAAUCCUGUUCCGGAAGAAAGGAUGUUGGCUUUGGAAGCGUUGAGUGUAGACUAUGUGCAAAAAAUUGAGUGCUGCUGUUGUGAUGAACAUGAAGCAAUCACACGUGAGCCUGAACCGUGUUUGAAAUGGAACGAUCCUCCAAUCCGUGAAACCUCCAACCGUCAUUAUCAUGGUUGAAUACCAAAUAACUAGAAGCUGUAAAUAUCGGAAGGUUGUUUAUUUCAAGCUUGUUAAAAAUAGACGAGCACUUUUUGUGGAAUAAAACAGAGAAUGUUUUUAAAAAGAUAUUCAAUUUCUAAUGGAACGAAGACAUAAUUACCUCUGAACAGGAAUGAGUUCUUUUCUAUUCCAUGACUUUGAAUUAUUUUUAUCAGGAAAGAAAAAGAUAAAUGAAAAAAUGUCAGUAUUCACGUUUCAUAAAAGCUUAAUUAGGACUGAAUUAUUGCUAUAUUUUUUGGUUCCAUAAAUUAAGAAUAAACCUACCAACUACAUCUUUGCACUGUAUCAAUCAUAGUUUCAACAAUACUGUAUAUAUGAUUAUAGGAUCUUG